AUGGUGCGGCAGAAGAGUCGCUGGGUAAUCGGCUCAGUAGUAUGGGACGACCAAAGCGACAGGCCGCUGCGCAGGGUCGCUCUCACGCCCUCCAACCUGCAAGAUGCUCUCCGCGUGGCGGUCAAGGAAUGCUGGGGCGCUCUAGGCGCGGCGUAUCUCGCGGCCUCGUUGCGCGUCGCCCACGUCGGGCAGGGAGACAGCCAUUCUCCUCUGUUCGUCCUUCAAGUUGAACGGGCAUACUGUCAAGAGCUGCUGGCGGUGUUGAAGGCGAUCAGCCAGCUGGGCGACCAGUAUUGCCAGAUUUCGGUGCUUCACGUGAGCGGGACUCUGCGGAGCGGGCGCCGCGAAGUCGAAGAGCAAAUCAAAAACCUCUACCUGGCCAAGCUCGCGCAGCUGCAGGCCGGUGCCUCACCCGUGCCCUGA
Molecule: messenger RNA, 423 nt
Organism: Besnoitia besnoiti
Lineage: Eukaryota; Apicomplexa; Conoidasida; Eucoccidiorida; Sarcocystidae
Exons: 3
Coding region: 1-423 (140 amino acids)
Biological process (GO): tRNA 5'-leader removal
Cellular component (GO): ribonuclease P complex
Molecular function (GO): ribonuclease P RNA binding
Source: RefSeq, a predicted model, not a curated record